Messenger RNA from Somion occarium, 571 nucleotides. The record is from the annotation of a GenBank genome assembly. Lineage: Eukaryota; Fungi; Basidiomycota; Agaricomycetes; Polyporales; Cerrenaceae.
AAUCCUCAUGUAUUUGUGAACUGACCGCCAUAUUACCUCAAACUUCGAGGGAAGUGACGACUAUCUGAGACAGAAGUUUGAUGAAUAUAUCUCCGUUGCUCUGUCUUGUGUCAAGUACGCCGAUUUCAUGUUGAAGGAUCAGAAUAACGGUGUUAUGAUCUCUGACAGUUUGGGUGAUCCUAAUUCGGUGAAUGACUUCAAUAUGUUUUGGAUAUCUGAAUUCAAGAAGACCAAUGCGUACGAAGUCCGGAUUAGGGUGAUUGAUCCAGUGCUCUUCGAUAUCGUCGAACCUCGGCAUCCAUGCGGCGAACAUCCGUUUGUCGUUGCAGAUAUUGGACUUCAUCUAUCGGAGGGAAUACAAGAACUCAAGAUAGACCAGCAAUUAGCACCAGCGCGCGAAGCUGUCACAAACGUUGACCGCCGGAUCCACGGGUUUCCUCAACGCCGUGGAGGGUGUUCGCGGACGAUGGGUGCAACAUUCUGCAAGUUCGUCAUCAAGUACCAAUUCAAUGGGUGAAGCAACGAGCGCGACAAGCAGUACUGUCGAGGUCAAUAAGCGUCCGAGAUAUCA